Molecule: messenger RNA, 3008 nt
Organism: Lineus longissimus
Lineage: Eukaryota; Metazoa; Nemertea; Pilidiophora; Heteronemertea; Lineidae
Product: pyrokinin-1 receptor-like
Exons: 4
Coding region: 279-1841 (520 amino acids)
Biological process (GO): neuropeptide signaling pathway
Cellular component (GO): plasma membrane
Molecular function (GO): neuromedin U receptor activity
Source: RefSeq, a predicted model, not a curated record
UACCAGUUGCUGCGCUUUGCGUCUCAGAGAACCCGCGCACCUUGUGCCAUUUUGCAAACGUUUGAUUUGUUUGGAGUAAAGGUAUUUCUGAAAGAAACAGAAAAGAAAGAAAUUCCUGUUUACUUUUUAAGUGUCGAUUUCUAUUGUGCUCUACUGUAUUUCUUUGUGUGUUUUGACAUUUUCUCCGUGUUUUCAACUUCCUUGAGGAUUAAAUUUCGAGAAGAAUUUACUUGGAAUUAAGAUCGAAGUCGUGCUCCACCCCUGCGGUGUCUUAAACCAUGUCGUAUUACACGAACGCAACACUGGCGACGGGGCUUAUCGCCUACAUUGGGAAUAACCUGACCUCAACAACAAAUUCGAGCCUUGUCCCGCCCGACAUGGAAAAUGGCACAACGAAUUUGACAGAUGAUGAGAUCCUCCGAGGCUUACUUGGGCCCAGGAGAAACAAACUGUCCACAACUAUCAUAUUGACCAUAGUGUACUGUUUGAUCUUCGUGGCCGGGUUAGUGGGCAACACGUGCACGUGUAUAGUGAUUACGAGAAAUAACUACAUGCACACGGCGACAAAUUACUAUCUCUUCAGUCUGGCGAUUUCAGAUGUUCUCACCAUUAUUUUAGCCCUUCCACCCGAGCUGUUCUCCAUCUGGCAAGCAUAUCCGUGGAUAUUUGGCAAGCCGUUCUGUAUCUUCAAGACAUUUCUCUCCGAGACAACCUACGCUGCUUCCAUCCUAACAAUCACCGCCUUCACAGUCGAAAGAUACAUCGCCAUUUGCCACCCAAUUAAAGCGCAGAUGAUCAGUAACCUAUCACGUGCUGUCAAGGUCAUACUGCUGGUUUGGGUCAUCGCGUGCUGCAGUGCCUCCCCCUAUAUGCACUACGUGGACCUUUUUUAUGCUGCCUAUAGAAAUGUCACUCCCAUAGAAGCUAGUUUGACUUGUAACAUUCCUCAGGAAAAGUUUGCAGACGCUGUGCCACUAUUUCAAAUCUCUGCUUUUCUAUUCUUUGUUACUCCAAUGUGCAUUAUUUCAGUACUUUAUAUUCUGAUUGGAAUAACACUUAAACGCUCUGGAUUAUCACGCCGGGCCUCAGAUGACCGGGCUACGUCAACACAAAUGCAGUCCCGAAGAGCAGUGCUAAAGAUGCUAGUUGCUGUGGUGGUGGCGUUUUUUAUCUGCUGGGCGCCGUUCCACAUCCAGCGACUCCUUACCAUCUACCUGCCGGCCGAGGUAUACACGGACACGUUCAAUGCCGUCUACACACAGAUUUUUUACGUUUCUGGCACCUUGUAUUUCGUCAGCUCGACGGUGAAUCCCAUCCUCUACAACCUGAUGUCGCGGAAGUAUAGGGAGGCAUUCAAAAUGACACUGUGCCGGUGUUGCUAUUCAAAAGAGGUGCUCCGAAGAGGAGGACGGGGUAAAUACAUGAUAGGGAGGACCUCGUCGUUACAUUCGAGUUGUAAUUACACACAAACUACAAGAAUACCGGGGAGUAUACGCAGUCACCCCGGGGCAUUGCAGAAAAAUAACAAUCAUGAUACAAGUAGUACUCGCGCGAGUGAAAAACGUGCAAGUGACCCUCAGAGGAAGAAUCUAAUACCGCACGGUAUGUCAGAGGAGAAAACGUACAGUAGUGUAAACAAUGGUAGUACUACAAGCGGCGCAUGCCCUGAUAUCAAAAUCACGGACCCACGUGGCUGUGACGUGACGCCGCGAGAUCGCGUGCGCAAGGAUAGCGCUAGCAAACGUGGCGAUAGCAGUAAAUCGGUGCACGGUGUGACGGUCUAUUUUCCUAGACAUCAGAUUAUUACGGGAAAUACUAAGAAGCCUGGAAGCUUUGUUUAGAUAUUAAAUUUCUGGUGUAAAUGAAUUAUGUUUCCUGGAUAUCUCUUCUAACUACUAUUUUGACCAGCAGGGGGAAGUGAUUCUCUGAAGAGCCGCGCUACCAGUGAUCAAGACAAAAUUGGAGUAUGCAUUAGUUGACCUUGAGUCAUGGCCUUUUUUAAAAAUGCGAAAAAUUGCUGAAAUUCAAAAUCUUAAAAUCACUGGAGACACAUAUGAUUCAAAUUCUAAUGCUAAAUUUUUGACUCACUUGGUUAUGCCCUCUGGACCACCUAUUUCAUGAAUGAAUCGUCGAUCACUUGGAAAGUCACCCAAAUAUUUGCGAUAAUGGAAAUAGCGCCAGGACUACACGAGAGGCUACUUUCAGAAUAGAUAAUUUCAUAUUUCAGAAAGUUAUACCUCUAGUGGCGUGUAAACGAGGCCAUAAACACUCCGGGUAAGCACUGAUAGUUAACAGUCCGCCUUUUGGUGCGAUUUUUUUAUCGGAAACUUGGAUCAUCAUGUCACCUUUGGCACACUUUCAUCAAUAUCUUCCACGGGGCGUUUUAUUAUUCUGUCGAAAUCAUGUAAAAUAAGCAUAUUUCCAUAUUUCUCUGACGGGAAAUUGAUGGGAGAAGUAUUCGUUUUCAUUGCUGAUUCACCUUGGGAGCCUUGUUCAUAACCAGCUGGAGGAAAGUAAUCAUUGAGUUUUUCAUCGGGGAGUCGUUUGUUUUGACCUGCGUGAAGUCUGUGGAGUCUCGACACUAUUUAAAGUUAAACUGCAUAGCGCCAUUCAGAUUUAUUGCAAGGUGAUAUAGUGUGGAGAGACCUGGAAUACGAGACCGGUGUGGAAUGUUUUUCAUAUCGUUCUGGCCAAAACUACUUAGUUGAACUCAGGAAUGUGACCAGAUCACAUUUACCAAACUUAAACUGGCUUUAAAAUAUUUUCCUAAAUAUAAUUCAUGUAACACAGAUUAUCAUUUUAGGUUAGUGUCAUAUAAGGGGACUGCGUUAAUCGUUGUUAACCAGACAUUGUUUUUGAUAAGUUCUACUGACAGAACGGUUCUGAACGUGAACAUUUUUGUCCCUUGCAAGUCUUAUGCGUGGUUGAAUGGCAAUUGAUGUUCUGGAAAGGAACCUUCAACUGAUUGUGAAUAUUGUUUUGCUCAUAAAUAAAGUUGAUAAUGUCAU